This is a messenger RNA of Uranotaenia lowii, 888 nucleotides long. RefSeq lists its product as uncharacterized. The transcript has a single exon. Lineage: Eukaryota; Metazoa; Arthropoda; Insecta; Diptera; Culicidae. The record is from RefSeq and is a predicted model, not a curated record. Bases 1 to 888 code for a protein of 295 amino acids.
AUGGCCGCCGAUCCAGGUGGCGGGACCCCACCGACCACGUUUGGUUCAAGGUUUCAAGUUUUGACCGUUGAUGAAGAAAGCAACGGAACUAUUGGAUGGAAAACAGCCAAAAACCAAAAAAAUGGGAAAAGAACAGCACAGCGAAACGACCUCCACGAGCAACAAUUCGUCAAGCAGUUGAGGACAGGAGGUUGCGAUAAUGGCGGACGGUUUCUGGUCGUAACUAGGACGGAUCCAGAAUGCACCAUGGACGAUCUCAAUCCGUUUGUUGUUAAAAAGUACUUCGACAACAUAACAUCUGGAGUACAAAUUUCGAGAUCCAAGGAAGGUACGUUACUUCUGAAGACCCUUGAUCGUUACCAAGCGGAAAAACUUCUGAAGCUAACGAAGUUAUGUGAAAGUGUUUCCGUCAAAAUCACUGAACAUACCACGAUGAAUCGAUCCAAAGGAACCAUCUUUUGCCCGGAUCUGAACAAGCUCGAUGACACUGAUAUAUUGGAAUAUCUGAAGGAAGCCCAUGUGACAGAAGUUAAGCGCAUGCAACGGGAGAAUUCCAAAGGCAAACUUGAUGACACCGGCUCGUUUAUUCUCACCUUCAAUCUGAGUUACUUGCCACAGACGAUUGAAGUUGGUUUUUACAGCUGCCGCAUAAGGUUGUACGUUCCCAAUCCAAUGAAAUGUACUUGCUGCCUCCGAUUUGGACAUCGAAAAGAUCAAUGUAAAGGUAACCAAGUUUGCGCAUCUUGUGGACUUCUACUCCACAACGGAACACCAUGCCCCAGACCAUUUACCUGCAUCAACUGCAACGGAAGCCAUCAUGCAUUGUCUAAACAAUGUCCGAAAUUUAUCGACGAAUUAGAAAUCCAGAGAAUAUUUAAGAGUUACUGA